This is a messenger RNA of Miscanthus lutarioriparius, 687 nucleotides long. Lineage: Eukaryota; Viridiplantae; Streptophyta; Magnoliopsida; Poales; Poaceae. The record is from the annotation of a GenBank genome assembly.
AUGGUUCAGCUCCGCAAGUACAGGACCAUGACAAGCAAGGAUGGAUUGGAAGAUGAGGGGGACUGGUCGCUGUCGCUGUCGGGGAUGCACAUGUUCCAGAGUGUGGACGGAGGAAGGCCUCUAAACUCCAGUGGUUCCAUUGAAGAACGGGGUGACUCCAAAAUUUUUGUGCUGUCCGAACAACCACCGCUGGCUCCCCUGGUGCUGGUUCUCUGGUUGGAUUCAGGCGCCACCCACCAUGCUGUGGGCGACGCUAGAAUUCUUUGUAACCUUCGGGAUCCACCUGCCGGAACAGCCGUCAGAGCAGCAGAUGGCGUCCGGCUGCUCGUCCAUAAGAUUGGCGACAUACAUACACAGUACAUCAAAAUCCAAGAUGUGUACCUCGUUCCUGGACUCCAGGAGAAUCUCAUAAGCGUUCGUCAGCUCGCGAAGCACAAAAUAGUCACCACUUUCUAUGAGAACUAUGCGGAGCUGUGUCUCGAGGGGAAGCAGGUCGGUGGCGCAAUUGCCGACAGUGUCACAUCCCUCUACCGGCUACGCUACUUGACGACGCCGACGGGAGAUCCUGAGGCUGGCACGAGUAGGUACAUACGCGAAGAAGCCAUGGACGUGGCUACUGCAAGAGGGGCGACGAGCAAGAGCAGCUUCAUGCAGCUCCUCUCCUGUCCACUUCGACGUCGAAUAUGA